UUCUCUCCUGCAGUAACGAUCUGGUGGGCGCCCAGACGGUCACGGACGAGCUGUUCCCCCCCAACGCCGACGGGGAGGAGGGCGCCGAGCUGGACGGCCUCGUGACCCGGAUCAACCUGGACCUGGUGGACGAUUACCCGGCCUCCGACCCCCGCUGGGCCGAGUCCGUCCCCGACGAGAGCGGCAGUGGGUUCCCUCUCACGUCCCUCAUCAUCCUCCACCAGCUGGAGGACAAGAUGAAGGCCCACGGGUGCUUCAUGGACUUCCUGCUUCAGGUGGGUCUGCUGGACCAUCUCGGCCAGGUGACGGUGCGUUCGUCCCCCAUGGCGACCCGCCUGCUGUUGUGCGAACACGCGGAGAAGCUCCAGGCCGCCAUGGUGCUGAAGAACCACCACAGCAAGCACUGCGAGCUGGUGAACCGGGCCAUCGCCGCGGCGCUGCAGAAGAGCAGCGGCGGUGCCGCCGUGCCGCCCAGCCUGACCGCCGCCGACGUCUUCUUCAGAGAGGUGUCCCAGAUCUCCUCUGUGUUCGAGUGCCUGCUGGACGAGGAGGAGCGGAGUCUGAAGGAGAGCCCGGUGGACUCGGUGCAGUGGGCCGAGGUCGUCCUCGCCGUCAACAACGUCAUCAAGGACAUGCUUCAGGCUGCUAGUCAGUACAGGGAGACGAAGGCCUUCAUGUACAGAGCUUCUGAAUCCGCUGCAGUGGAACCGGAGUACAUCCCAUGGACAGCGUCAGGAGGUGUUGGAGGCGUCCGCAGCGUCCUCUCCCGCCAGCACGAGAUCAUCCUGCGCUCCGUGUACCCGCACGCCGACUCCGAGCUGCGCAGCGCCCUUUGCGAGCAGCUGGUGGCGCUGUUGGACAUCUACCUGGGCGGCUACGUGGCCCAGCUGACCUCCCUGCAGCAGCAGAGGCCCCUGGGGGCCCAGCAGGAGCGCUACAACAGCCUGGAGAUGGAGUACAGCCAGCGCCGCUCCGAGCUGCUCGCCCCGCUGCUGGAGCUGGGUCAGUACCAGUGGGUGGCAGCGCUGGCGGAGAAGUACUGUGACUUCGACAUCCUGGUUCAGAUGUGCGAGCAGACCGACAACCAGAGCCGCCUGCAGCACUACAUGACCAAGUUUGCAGACCAGAACUUUGCCGACUUCCUGUUCCGCUGGUACAUGGAGAAGGGGAAGAGGGGCAAGCUGCUGUCCCAGCCGGCCGCCCAGCACCAGCAGCUGGCCAGCUUCCUGCAGUCGCACCAGCACCUCAGCUGGCUGCACCACAUCCACGUGCACGACUACCAGAGUGCCAACGGGACGCUCUGCAGCCAGGCCAACGGGGAGACGCGGUACUUUGUGAAGAAGAAGACGCUCCUGGCUCUCAGUAAGCUGACGGUGCUCGCGUCCGACCUGCCGGAGGACGAACUCAACAAGCACGUCGACGACAUCGUGGAGCAGGAGCGCUUCCUGCUGCAUCAGGAGACGCUGCCCCGACAGCUGCUGGAGGAGAAACAGCUGGACCCCGACACCAUGCCUCUGCUCAGCGCGCACAACCUCAUACAGCUGUACAUCUGCGAUGACAACAGGCGAGCCAACGAGUACGACUUCAAGAAAGCUCUGGAUCUGCUGGAGUACAUCGACGAGGAGGAAGCCGAGGACAUCGACUCGCUGAAGUGUGAGAUCUUCGCCAAGGCGCUCAGGAGAGACGACUGGUCCUCCACCGACGGGACGGACGACCCCCUGGACGCCGCCAAGGACAGCGUCUUCGUCAAGAUCCUCCUCAAACUCAUCCAGGAAGGAGUUUCUCUGCAGACGUACCUGCCUGACGUCAAGGACCUGCUGGACCUGGACGAUCUCAGCGGUCUGAAAUCAAAACCUUAUUUUGAAUUUGUCCUUCGAGCCAAUUAUGAACAUUACCUAGAAGCCCAAAUGUGACGGCCGAUGGUCUCCCGGUAACACCUGUUUAAAAACGUGCUAUUUUCUAAAUAAACGCUAUGUUAUCCGUCCGUGUUAUGUCUGGCUUCCUUCCAUCUGAUAUCAGAG
This is a messenger RNA of Etheostoma cragini (Arkansas darter), 2021 nucleotides long. RefSeq names its product nucleoporin 133 (gene nup133). The transcript has 14 exons. The record is from RefSeq and is a predicted model, not a curated record. Bases 237 to 1913 code for a protein of 558 amino acids. Gene Ontology annotation, biological process: protein import into nucleus; poly(A)+ mRNA export from nucleus; transcription-dependent tethering of RNA polymerase II gene DNA at nuclear periphery. NCBI's taxonomy places the organism in Eukaryota, Metazoa, Chordata, Actinopteri, Perciformes, Percidae. Gene Ontology annotation, molecular function: structural constituent of nuclear pore. Gene Ontology annotation, cellular component: nuclear pore outer ring.